AUGAUGUUUAUUAUCAAUCUAUCUAUCGUCAUCCUUAUCCUUGGAGCUUUUUCAUCUACUGUGCCCUCCAUGGCUGUUCCUCUCUCGCUCUCAUCAAAUCCUCUCAUCUCCCGCCAUUGUCACCGUCUCUACUUCCCUUCAACUUCAUUUAAGGGAAAUGUAAGCGUAUUGGGAGCAAACCCAUGUCAGAUUCUAUCUCUGAAACUCCACUCCAAGCGUAAAACUGGAAAGCCACAGCAGUUUGCGAGACCCCUUGUUGUGUCGAACCAAACUGCUGCUACGGCAUCGUCGUCGGAAGCAGCAGUAGCUCCGGAGAGAUUCCGAUUGAACAAUCUCGGACCUCAGCCUGGUUCGAGAAAGAAUGCGAAGAGAAAAGGUAGAGGUAUAUCUGCAGGGCAAGGAGCGAGUUGUGGUUUCGGGAUGAGAGGACAGAAAUCACGAUCGGGUCCUGGUAUCAUGAGAGGUUUCGAAGGUGGACAAACCGCUCUCUAUCGCCGUCUUCCCAAGCUUAGAGGAAUCGCCGGAGGUAUGCGUUCAGGGUUACCCAAGUACGUACCCGUGAAUCUCAAAGACAUCGAAACAGCUGGAUUCGAGGAUGGAGAUGAAGUGUCACUGGAGACGCUGAAGCAAAAGGGCUUGAUCAAUCCUUCAGGAAGGGAAAGGAAACUCCCUCUUAAGAUUCUGGGAACCGGAGAACUAAGCGUGAAGCUCACCUUCAAAGCUCGCGCCUUCUCAACAGCAGCAAAAGAGAAGCUUGAAGCUUCAGGUUGUACACUCACUGUGUUGCCUGGAAGAAAGAAAUGGGUUAAGCCAUCGGUUGCAAAGAACCUCGCAAGAGCAGAUGAAUACUUUGCCAAGAAGAGAGCUGCUGCAGCAGCUGCUUCAGAGCCAGCAGCUUCUGCUUAA
This is a messenger RNA of Thlaspi arvense, 906 nucleotides long. NCBI's taxonomy places the organism in Eukaryota, Viridiplantae, Streptophyta, Magnoliopsida, Brassicales, Brassicaceae. The record is from the annotation of a GenBank genome assembly.